ACCGACACCGAGCACAGACAGGACCGGACUGUCUUGCUUGUGUGUUUUGUUUCUUCAUCUUGCUCACAACAAGUUUGACAGCUGCAGAAAACGGUCCAUCGGGCGGACAUGCAUGCGUAAGUGAGCAAAGAGCGGGGUAACGGGAGCUGGAGAGGCUGAGAGAUGCUGCACUGGUGAGGAAAAGGGGAUCACUGCAAAGCAAGAGGCGGCGGGGAGAAACUUAACGGGAAGCACGAGAAUGAUUUCAUCAUUUUCCAGUGUGGACUUGCGCGCUCACAUACUUUGAUAACAUAGUUUGUGUGCUGUAGUCUUCAAACUGUGGGCUGGUUGUAUUUUUUUAGAUAUCCCACAGCGCAGCUCUCCUUUGGGAUUCGCAGUGUUUGUGGUACAGCACUCGCAGCCUUGACCUCAGGCUGCUUAUCUAUCCACCCUGACAGAUUUAUUUGUGUCACAUCACUGUGAAGCCAAACAUCUCUGUCAGAGUCUUGGUGUUAUUUUGCUGGAGGAUUUCAGCAGAGAUGGACCAACACAUCGCACCAUGCGUCACUCCAAACCUGACGGGAUAUGAAACAACACAUCACUUGCUCAUCGUUUAAAACCACUGCGACACCUCAAGAGUGAUUAUUUAUUUCUCCAUCCCAUCACCCUGAGCAAUUGAAGUAAACUUUUCCUCUCCGGUCCUCCUCCUCUGUCUCUCCCCCCUCUCUGGUGAAACCUCCGUAGGAUCUCCAUGAAGCGACGCACCGGGUGAUUAUACUUUGUUGGGGAUUUUGCUCUCUGCACACCGGGACAUCAUGUGGACGCCGACGGAGGACGAGAAGAUAGGAGUGGUGAUCUGCAACUUCCGUGGCUCAGUGACUCAGGGUUUGGCCCUGGAGGUGGGAGAGACGGUUCAGAUUCUGGAGAAAUGUGAAGGAUGGUACAGAGGAUUCUCAACGAGGAAGCCAAAUGUCAAGGGAGUUUUCCCAGCCGGCUACAUUCACUUGAAGAAAGCCAUCGUCACCAACAGAGGGCCACAUGAGACUGUGGUGCCUCUUGAAGACCCCAUAGUUACUGAGGUGACGUCAACACUGCAGGAAUGGGCCUUACUGUGGAAACAGCUCUAUGUGAAACACAAAGUCGAUCUGUUCUACAAGGUUCGCCACGUGAUGAUGGAACUCAUCGACCUGAGACGGCAGCUGCUGUCUGGUCACCUGACGCAGGACCAGAGCCGAGAUGUCAAGAGACACAUCACUGUCAGAUUGGACUGGGGCAACGAACACCUGGGUCUGGACUUGGUGCCAAGAAAGGAGUUUGAGAUGGUGGAUGAAGAUCAGAUAAGCGUGUCGGAUCUUUAUAAGAUGCAUCUGUCCAGCAGACACAGUGUUCAGCAGAGCACCACACAGGGUGACAGUACGCGGCAGCGGCAUGGAGAGCCGUGCAGAGUUCCAGUACCGCACCACCUACUGGUCAACCUGAAGAGCUUCACCUACAACAGCAUCGGAGAAGACACUGACAUAUUCUUCUCUCUGUACGACCUGAGAGAGGGCAAGACCAUCAGCGAGAAGUUCAUGGUCAGACUGAACAAGAAUGGCGGACCAAAGAAUCCAGAGAAGGUGGACAGGCUGUGUGCCCUCUUCACGGACCUGAGCAACAAAGACAUGAAGAGAGAUCUCUACAUCAUCUCCCAGGUCAUCAGAACAGGUCGUAUGCUGUUGAAUGACAGUAAGAAGGGUCCUCCACAUGUUCAGUACCGUCGGCCAUAUGGCUGUGCUGUCCUGGCUAUGAGUGACGUGCUGCAGACCAUCUCAGAGCUCAAAGAGGAGAAAGACUUUGUCCUGAAAGUCUACACGUGUAACAAUGAGAACGAAUGGUACCAGAUCCACGAGAACAUCAUCCGCAAGUCCAGCACUAAAUACACAGCUCCUAGCACCAACUACGGUCUGAUCAUCUCUCUGCAGCUGCUGAGGGGCGACAUGGAGCAGGUCCGCAGGGAGAACCCUCUUAUCUUCAGCAGGGGGGUGGCCAUGACACGCAAGCUGGGCUUCCCCGAUGUCAUCAUGCCAGGUGACAUCCGUAACGACCUGUACCUGACCCUGGAGCGAGGGGACUUUGAAAGAGGAGGGAAGAGCGUUCAGAAGAACAUUGAAGUCACUGUUUAUGUGCUGUACGCUGAUGGAGAGAUCCUAAAGGACUGCAUCAGCCUGGGUUCAGGUGAGCCCAACAUGCCGGAGCACCGCUCCUUUGUGCUCUACCACAACAACAGCCCUCGAUGGAGUGAGGUGAUUAAACUGCCAAUUCCCAUUGACCGCUUCAGAGGGUCCCACCUGCGCUUUGAGUUCAGACACUGCUCCACAAAAGACAAAGGAGAGAAGAAGCUGUUUGGUUUUUCCUUCACUCCUCUAAUGAGGGAGGAUGGAACCACUCUUUCAGACGAGAGCCAUGAACUCUACGUUUACAAGUGUGAUGAGAACACCACCUUCAGUAACCACGCCCUGUACCUGGGCCUGCCCUGCUGUAAAGAAGACUUCAACAGCUGCCCCAGCAUCCCCUCCAGCCUCAUCUUCCAGCGCAGUGCCAAGGAGACGUUCUGGAUCUCCACACAACUCUCCUCCACAAAGCUCACUCAGAAUGUGGAUCUCCUGGCCCUGCUGAAGUGGAAGGCCCACCCAGACCGGGUCAUGGACAUUCUUGGCCGGCUACGACACGUCAGUGGAGAAGAGAUAGUCAAGUUUCUCCAAGACAUUCUGGACACAUUGUUCUCCAUCUUGGACGACAACACCGACAAAUAUGGACCACUGGUGUUCCAAUCAUUGGUGUUCAUUAUAAACCUCCUCAGGGACAGUAAAUAUUACCACUUCAGGCCGGUGAUGGACACGUAUAUCCAGAAGCACUUUGCUGGCGCACUGGCUUACAAGGAGCUGAUCCGCUGUCUGAAGUGGUACAUGGACCGCUCUGCUGAGGUGGUCAGACAGGACCACAUACAGGAAGCAAUGAGGGCUCUGGAGUAUCUGUUUAAGUUCAUCGUCCAGUCUCGCAUCCUUUACUCUCGGGCCACUUGUGGUAUGGAGGAGGAGCAGUUUCGCACCAGCAUCCAGGAACUGUUUCAGUCGAUCCGCUUCGUCCUCAGCCUAGACAGCCGCAACUCAGAGACCCUCAUCUUCACACAGGGCUCCCAGCCUUGUCCAGCCCCAAAUCAAGCCCCAGGCCCUGGCGUUGGGCCGGCCGCUCCUUUAGCACUAGCCCCUGGCCCGGGCCAAGCCCAGCCCCCUGCCCCAGGACAGGCUCCUGGCAGCGGGCAGGCCAACUGCACUCAGGCCUGGAGCGCCAACGCUCUGCGGCCGUCUCCACUGUCAGCCGCUCUGUUGAACUCGUUCCCAGCCAUCUUUGAUGAGCUGCUGCAGAUGUUCACGGUGCAGGAAGUGGCAGAGUUUGUGCGUGGCACUCUGGGCAGCAUGCCGUCCACGGUGCACAUCGGACAGUCCAUGGAUGUGGUCAAACUGCAGUCUAUAGCCCGGACAGUGGACAGCAGGCUCUUCUCUUUCCCAGAGUCUCGAAGGAUCCUUCUUCCUGUUGUUCUCCAUCACAUCCACCUCCAUCUGCGGCAGCAGAAAGAGCUGCUCAUCUGCUCUGGAAUACUCAGCUCUAUAUUCUCUAUCAUCAAGAGCAGCUCACUGGACACGUCAGUGCAGGAGGAGGUGGAGAUGAUGGUAGAGUCCCUAUUGGACGUCCUCCUGCAGACCCUGCUGUCAAUCAUGAGCAAGAGCCAAUCGCAGGAGGCGGUAAGGGGUCAACGCUGUCCGCAGUGCACCGCGGAGAUCACUGGAGAGUAUGUGUCAUGCCUCCUGUCCCUCCUCCGCCAGAUGACAGAUAUUCACUUCCAGCACCUGAUGGAAAACUUUCAGAGCAAGGAGGAGCUCAAGGAGUUCUUGUUGAAGAUUUUGUGUGUGUUUAGAAACCUGAUGAAGCUCAGUAUUUUCCCUCGUGACUGGAACAUCAUGAGGCUCCUCACCAGCAACAUCAUCCUGACCACAGCUCAGUACCUGUCUCCUGCUCUGCACAAGAACUUCACAGAAGCUGAAUUUGACUUUAAGCAGGUGUGGAACUCCUACUUCAGUCUGGCGGUGCUCUACAUCAACCAGCCCAGUUUACAGCUGGAAAACUUGAGUCCUGCUAAGAGGAAGAAGGUCUUAGACAAGUACGGAGACAUGAGAGUGAUGAUGACCUACGAGCUGUUCAGCAUGUGGCAGAACCUCGGAGAGAAUAAGAUCCACUUCAUCCCUGGUAUGAUCGGCCCGUUCCUGGGAGUGACGCUUGUUCCUCAGGUGGAGGUACGAAACAUCAUGAUCCCCAUCUUCCACGACAUGAUGGACUGGGAGCAGCGCAAGAACGGGAAUUUCAAACAGGUGGAGGCUGAGCUGAUUGACAAGCUGGACAGUUUGGUGUCUGAGGGGAAAGGUGACGAGAACUACAGAGAGCUCUUCGGUUUGCUAACCCAGCUGUUUGGGCCCUACCCAAGUCUGUUGGAGAAGAUUGAGCAGGAGACGUGGAGGGAGACGGGGAUCUCCUUCGUUACCUCCGUCACACGGCUGAUGGAACGACUGCUGGACUACCGGGACUGCAUGAAGGGAGAUGAGACAGAGAACAAGAAGAUUGGCUGCACUGUCAACCUGCUGAAUUUCUACAAGUCAGAGAUCAACAAGGAGGAGAUGUACAUCCGCUACAUCCACAAACUGUGUGACAUGCAUCUGCAGGCUGAGAACUAUACUGAGGCUGCAUUCACUCUGCUGCUGUACUGGGAGCUGCUGCACUGGGACGAGCGGCCUCUCAAAGAGUUCCUGCAUUAUCCUGCUCAGACCGAGUGGCAUCGCAAGGAGGGGCUCUGCCGCAAAGUCAUCCACUACUUCAACAAGGGAAAGUGUUGGGAGUAUGGUAUCCCUCUGUGCAGGGAACUGGCCUUCCAGUAUGAAUCACUGUAUGAUUACCAGAGUCUAAGCUGGAUACGGAAAAUGGAGGCAGCGUAUUAUGACAACAUUAUGGAGCAGCAGCGUCUGGAGCCGGAGUUCUUCAGGGUCGGAUUCUACGGCAGGAAGUUCCCCUUCUUCCUCAGGAACAAAGAGUUUGUCUGUCGUGGUCAUGACUACGAAAGGCUAGAGGCCUUCCAGCAAAGGAUGCUGGGAGAAUUCCCACAGGCCAUUGCAAUGCAGCACCCCAAUCAGCCCGAUGAGGCCAUCCUGCAGUGUGACGCACAGUACCUGCAGAUCUAUGCUGUAACACCAGUACCAGACAGCGUCACCGUCCUCCAGAUGGACAGAGUCCCCGAUCGCAUCAAGAGUUUCUACCGGGUCAACAAUGUCCGGCGUUUUCGAUACGACCGACCUUUUCACAAAGGACCCAAAGACAGAGAUAAUGAGUUCAAGAGUCUUUGGAUCGAGAGAACGACCCUGAUCCUCACUCACCCUCUGCCUGGUAUCUCCCGCUGGUUUGAGGUGGAGAAGAGAGAGCUGGUGGAGGUGAGUCCGUUGGAAAACGCCACCUCUGUGGUGGAGAAUAAGAACCAGGAGUUGCGGACACUGAUCAGCCAGUACCAACACAAGCAGCUGCACGGCAACAUCAACCUGCUCAGCAUGACGCUGAACGGAGUCAUCGAUGCUGCCGUCAACGGAGGCAUCGCCAGAUACCAAGAGGCUUUCUUUGAUAAGGAGUACAUCACCAGCCACCCUGAAGACACAGAGAAGAUCACACAGCUCAAAGACUUGAUGCAGGAGCAGGUCCACAUCCUGGGAGUCGGUCUGGCCGUGCACGAGAAGCUGGUACACCCAGAAAUGCGUCCCCUGCACAAGAAGCUGAUAGAUCAGUUCCAGAUGAUGAGGAGCAGCCUCUGCCAUGGUCUGCCCGGUUUAGAGAAGGCAGGUUCAGGAGCCAGCAGAGGGAUCCUGGCCUCACACAGCCCCAUGAGCCCAGAGAGCUUCAAACUCAUGCACAGACACAGUGAGACAGGAAACGUUGGCAGCCUUCUGAUCCUGGCUGACGGUUUGGUCGUGGAGCACCCUGAGGACUUCUACCGCAUGCAGGCAAGCCCCUCCUCCUCCAGUCUUAGCUCCACCCACUCUGCACCCUCUCAGAUGAUAAACUCAGCACCCUCCACCAUCAGAGUCGGCUCUCCUUCUCUGCCGGACAAAUACAGACACAACAGAGAGAUGCUGAUGCUGCUGCCGCCACACAGAGAGAGGCCAAGCAGCGCCAUGUACACUAACAUCACUGAGAACGGACAGCCCACAAACUUCCAGCGAGCGUUGUUCCAUCAGGUGAUUGGUCCCUGUAAACCCUGCAGCGACCCAAACCUCUCUGUGGCUGAGAAAGUCCUCACCACUCCCAGCAGUUGGAGUUUGGACAGCGGUACAAGAGAAGCCCUCCCCUUCCUCUCCGCUCAUGUUGGCAGUGUCAUGGCGCCUCCGGUUCCUCCACGAAACCUUCCUCAUGGGCAACACCUGUCGAUGCACUUUGAUGCUUUCCACCACCAGGUCAGCGACCUCCCUCCAGCUCUCCCUGCGCGCUCCUUAAGAAAGUCUCCUCUGCACCCUAUACCUGCCUCGCCCACCAGUCCACAGUCCAUCCUGGAUGGCAGUAACUCCACCUUGUCAGGCAGUGCCAGCUCUGGAGUCUCCUCCCUCAGUGAGAGCAACUUUGGCGGCCCCGCCUCCUCCUCCGACCCCCCGGCCAGCCGCACAGACACCCUGGAGUCCGUCCCCAGCAGUCAGGCCUGGACCACCGACCAGGAAGACCUGGACUCACCUUACCAGCCUGUCAGGUACAGCGUCUCCGAGCCUGAAGUCCUGGACGGAGUCAAACCCCCGCCCUGCCGCAGCCACUCUGCCCCAGGAGGCGUCGCCCCGGCCCAGGCAGGGGGUCAAAUCCAGCCCCAGGCUCCGGUCUCGGCCUCUACUGGAGCUCCACAACAACCACAGCAGCAGGAUGGGCUGCCGCACCCCCAACACCACUACUACCACCACCACCACUUCCACCCACACUACAUCCCCCACCACCCACCUCUGUACCACCUCCACGAGCCUCCUCCAGCCCUGCCCCCUAAACCCUACCUCAGAGAGGGCUGUAUCCCUGAAGAGGACCCCCUGAACACCCAGUCCGCCCCCCCUCCUCCCGCACCCCGGCCCAUGCCACGCAAGAUCUCCCAGCCCAUAAUCGCAGCAACCAAGGAUGAGCAAGCUAAAGUGGCGUGGGAGCACGGCAUCAGUGAGGAGUGAGACGCCGACUGGUGAUUCAUAGAAACUUGUAGAAUUGAAAUAAACAGAGUAAAAACUCUUUUCAGGGGAGAGCGAGAAAGAAGUGAGAGAGAGAGCCGAACUCAGGCUGAGAGAUGAAGUGAUGCUGCUCCUGCUCCAGUAACCAAACUAAUCAAAGAUGAAGGCUGGAAUGAUCAACGCCCAUCUCAUCCUCAGCAGCUCUGCCGACACCUGAAACGUGUUUAACUUUAAGCAGACGACAUGUCGCUGUACAAGCUUGAUUUGUUUGGUUAAAUCCAGAAAUAUUUAAAUCCAUCACAAUAAUGUCCUUAUUUCUAAAUUCUGCCCCACCUCCACUGAAUUUGCACAGACAGGUAUCUAUAUUAUGGAUUUUAUUUUUAUGGAUAACAUUAUACAAACAUGAUCAUUCAGAAGGUUAAAGAUUUAAAAAAGAGAGAGAAUUAUUCUGUGUAGUGACCUCGCUCUGAAGAUGUUUUGACAAGCAGCACUUUAACAAAGAAACAGAGCCCCAAUCGUAGAAGAAUAAUUAUAAUUACACAUAUUUUUUAUGAAUGCAGUCAAAGGAGAGACAGUUAUCGGCGGCUGUGCUGCUGCAUGAGGAUAAAGUGAUGAACUCACUGAAAACAAAAUUAAAUGAUUUAAUAAUGAAGACUUGUGUUCCAUAUUUUCCAACAAAAACAUCAGAGUAUGUAGAUAAAUGUAACACAGUAUAUAGAGGUAUAUAAAUAUGAUUUAUAUUCAAUUCUUAUACUUAAAAUUGAAGGUGAAACUUACGCAGACAUAUGCAAGAUAAAUGGCUUCCUGAGCUGUCGGUAGCUGCUCGAUGAUUCAUGACGUGCGCUUGUUUAAACGGACAGGAUGCUUCACACACAAACACUCGCAGGGUUUUGAUGCUGAAGCUGCUGAAAUGUUGCAUCCCCCAAAUUCAUGACGUUACAAAAGCCUGUGAAGGAUUUUCUUUAAGCUGAGGAGGCGUUCAAGGGAAGAGGCGUCACAUUUGUAGAGAGUAUUAACGAUAAUAAAUAUACACUUUUUGCCAUUUUUUUUUUAUGAAAGUAAUGAAAUGUAUUGACUGAUGUACAUUUUUUAAUCAGGAAACAGUUUUGUAUGCAUGUUCAUUCACUGACGGUUACAGUCUAAACAGAGACGAUCCCGUGAGGUGAAUCACAGGACGCACUGGAGAACUGAAGUUUCACCAACAAGGUUUAUCUCAAUGAAACUGGAGUAAAAGUACUGUGAAGGAUUAUACUUUUUUAUUUUGUUUGUUUUUGUUUUACAAAUGUGAAACUUUUUAUUUUCAGCCACCGGCUCAGAUUAUGUUCAUGCUGUCGUCUGUCUCAUCACUCCUCUCCUCUUUGCUUGAAGUGAACAAAACUCAACUGUGAACAGCUGUUAGCUCACCUGGUUUAGCUUCUGAACUACUGUGUGAUGUUUCUGUCACAACCAUUUAACAUGCUGAGUGUUUUCUGCCUGAUGCUGGUUCAGAUUCCAACCAGAGAAGUACACGAUGAACUUUAACCUUUGUAGGAAGAGAGUUUGAGUGCAGUCAGUUUAGUGUCCACAGACCUCAUGAAGGGCACAGGAAACUCGGUCGUGAGUUUAUAACUUUAAAUAUGUUAAAAGAAAGUUUUCACUGAGUCCCUGUUACGACUCACAGAAUGGCUCAUACAAUGAAGACUAAACAAACAACCAAGUCUGAUAGCCCGGCCAAAAAAGAAGGAACAACACCCACCAACCCACAAAGAGUUGCUAUGAUCUGGCCUCUUCACUCUGAUCUAAUUCCACUUGGAAACUAACAGAAAUAAUGCCGUAAGAACAGGACUACCAGAGGCAUCAAAUAACAGAAUAAGAAAAACACCAAAGCCUGUCAGGCACACCCAACAAGCUGCUGUAGAGGCCAGAGAAAAGAAGAGAGAAAUGGUUCAUACCAUUAGUAGGUAGGGGUCUGCACACCAUUUGACACUUAGCCUGCAGAUUUGCCAGCAUUUGCACGAAAUUUUAGUGGCAAAAGCGGCGUAUAUGUCACCACGACCACAUGGUCCAUACAAACACAAACAAGUGAAGGUAGACUGAUAAGACAGAGAGCUGAUGAUGUGAUUCAGGGUAACGUAACAUCCCAUUAUGAACAUCACUGGUAAAGCCACCAUGGAUUUUGCUCUGGAGGCCACUAUUGAUGUUUGUUUUGUCAGCUCGCUUGGCAGCAUGGUUGCUGCCGCUGCCUCACUCCAUUUAAACAACUGUAAUAAUAAUAAUACAUUUCAUCAAAACAUCCCAGGGUCACCUUACAGAGUUUAAAAAAAACAAAAGACAUAAUUUGAGCAGACACAUAUAACAGCUGGGAUAAAAACAGCUCUCCCGACCAUCGCUGUUACAUGUUAAGCACUGGCGCCUGAAAUGGAGUGGACUCUGUGAACCAGUCCUUACUCCUCCCACCAGAUCCACCUCAGCCUCAAGCACAUGCAUGUACACAUCAUAGCCAGCAAGAGGAGAGGAGCAUGUAACGUGUGAUAGAAACUACAGUGACCACAUGUUUUUAGGAAAUUACUGAACCUGUUUUUUAAAUUACAUUGUAUAUUUGUGAGGCUUCUCUAAAGACUUAUAUCUUCAGCAGGAACCAGUGGGCAUGGAGCCACAGACAGGUUGAGGAAGUCAGAGAGUUUUACAAGAAACAAAAUAUCUAAUAAUGUCAGCCGCAUCGUAGAAAUGUCGUCAUUAUACAGUUAAUUAUCACCAUGUUUGUUUCCAUCUGCUUAUCCUGCUUCAGAUGAAAUGUUCAUCUCCUCUCUGUGUGUUUCCUGUGGUGUGUGGUUGACAGGAGGUGCAGUUUAUUAUGACAACUUUCCAUUCAGCUCGUGGGUUUUGCUGCUGUGCAUGCCAGUUCACUGAUGAAAUGUCAUGCAGCCACAUUAGGAUGUUAUCAGAUCCAGAUGUUUUUCCUGCUGAGACAAGUUGAAAUGUGCAAAGCUGUCCUUUAGUCUGGAUUAUUUACCAUGAAAAUCAGAAGUGAAGAAUUUAAUUCAUAUUUCAGUCACAACUGGAACUAAACAAACAGAGCUUAAGCUGUGAGGGGUUAGGGGGCAAUUUUUAGAAAACCUCAGAAUCCUAAGAAUUUUCUUAGAAUUUCAUCACUAGGAGCAACUUUUUUUUUACUAAGCAGCUUUGUGAAUACGACCCCUGGUGUUUCGUCUAACUCCACACGUCCCAUUUUAAAUGCAUUUCUAAAUCCAGUUUUCUGUUCCUUUAAGGAAAUCAUUCCUUACAUUAUAAAUCCCCAACUGAAAACUCUAUGUAUUAUUUAUAUAUUUGAGAUCUGGGACUGUUAACAUUAAUCAUCUUGACUGUAAAUUAGCCCUCUGUCACUUUAGGAACAAAGGGGAGGCAUUGCAUUAAUGACUUGCAGAGACACUGAUAUUAAGAUUUUUGUCAUGUCUGGUUGCAGGGUGUGGUGACCUAAUGGAGAGAAGUAGCCUCUGAGUUGCUUUGAAUUCUGCUGAAAGUGAAACACUCACACAGCUGAGGCAGGAUGAGCGGUAAGAUCAGGUUUGAGGUUUGAGAGGGUCAACAUACUGUGCUUAUUGUUUGUGCCUGUUUUUCUCACUGCCUGAAGUGCAGAGCCACCCAGCAGAUGUUACCAGUCACUGGCAGGUUUGAGUCAGAGUAUUUACACAAGUGGACUUUUUAAAUUAUUUCUUGGCAUGGCUGCAAAUUGUUUACCUCUUUCUGUAAAGCACUGUGGUCCCAGCGCAGAUCUGUUGUUCAUCUCAUGACUGAAGUGCAGCUAAGAGGUUAGAGGUGGAUUCACAGGAUUUGACGGGAGUGAGACUUUCAGUUUGCGAUAAUGAACGUACCUCAGUCUGUGCUGUUACACCAGUGUUGGUUAAGUGUGUGAGUUUUAUCAUAUCAGGAGAGAGUUUGCACAGAGGGAGUAGAGAUUGUUUGGCCAUAACAUUAUGUUGCAGGUCACACAGUGAGCUGACAGUGGUAAAUGUAUUAAAUAUAAAGGCCUCUCAGUGUUCAGUUUAUUAGGUGUGUCAAGCCAAUGCAGCCUAAUACAACAGUUCUGCAGUGAAUCCUCUUUCAUGAAGGUUAUAAUGUUUGUGUUUCUGUUGUUUAGCCUGCACCCACUGAUACACUUAGAGUGGACACAAUAAUAGAAACACCUCUCACCACAAACUACAUCCUCCAAAAUGAUCAUAAAGUUGAAUAAACACCUCUCCAAAACAGUUUCAGCAAAAACUGAACAUUAUAAUGUUCAUGAAGGAGGAUUUACUGCAGGGCUGUAUUUGUCUUUAGCUCGGUGUACCUAAUAAACUGGCACUUAUACGCAACCCUCAUGUUUAAAAAAAAACCCAACAACUAGGGCUGUCAAACAAUUCAUUUUUGUAAUCACGAUUAAUCACUGAAUUUCAAUAGUUAAUUGUGAUUAAUCUCACUUUGUAUCGCAGCUUUAAAAUUCCAUGAUCUUGUGUUUCAAAUCAGUUUUGAAGUCCAUACUGAAGAGGUGAAGCAAUUCUUACCAGAGUGUUUUGAUUGGGAUCAAAUGAAUGCAAAGAAAUUUACUUUAUAAUCUUGACUUUUAGAUUUAUUUAUUUCAAAUCAGUGCUGCGCUGCUACAACAGUGUGCUCCAAGAGACAAAAUAGCAGCCAUUAACCCACUGAGCAUACUGUAGACUUACUUUUGUCUUUUUAAGGGAGGGGGCAGGGGAUCUUUUGGGGGACAUAGCAGCUCAACAGUAUAUGCCCUAAAGAAGUAGUAUAUAUCACCUGAAAGCUAGAAACCUGAAGAUUAAUUUGAGAUGCAGCUCAGCACUGUGUCAGCUUACUCUAGUCAUAAAUCUGUAAUAAACACUGCAUGCAAAGAAGUCAAUAGUUUGUGCUCAAAACUGUGAGGGAUGAACAUAAAAGGGACGUGUCUGUGAAGGUUAGACUCAUCAGGACCCACAGGAAUUCAGAGAUCUUGCAGUGAGAGGUCAAGGGACCUCUGUGAAAAUGCUGUUUUUCCCUCACCAACAUUUAGCCUAACUUUGGAGCAUUAUGUGACCCCCUCCCUGAGAAGCUAGCAUAACAUGGUACCACUGGAUUUUAAAACGCAGCCAACUAUAGACCUUUAAAGACAGGCGGCAGCAAAAGUGUUAUGUUCAGACCUUAAUCACACCUUCACACGUUAACACUGACAGCCCUGAAACAAACUUAAAUUCCUGCAGUCAGUUAUCUAACCCUUCACGUGACUGAUUGGUUGUGUCUUUCUGUGGGGAAAAAACUAUGCAAAGCCGUUUGUGAUCAGGAUUUAUUUUAAUCAGUGUCCAGUUUUUUGUUCCUGCAGUAAAUGCAUGAUUAAGAACAGAGAAAUUUUGCUGCAGUCUGGUACUUCAUAAAAGUGAUAAGUAAGUGUCCUGUAAGUAAACCUUAUUCUGUGGGGAAGUGAACAGAGGGGGGAAAAUGACACAGCGUGACUUUGUAAACAGUCUGUGAAACUAUGACUCUCACUUAGCGAUGCACCGGUUAGACUAGCAGUGAGCAUGCUGUGACACUAAAACCACUCAACACACUUGUUUGUAUGUCUUUGUUUUCUGUAAAUGCUGUGAUGGAUAGAAAGAGAAGGGAUGUGAAGGGAGAGCAGAUAUUCAGUGCACGGAGGAGACGGGUUGAUUACUGUGUACAUAAACAAGGACAGAGUGUAUUUAUACCGAUCAUAGAGGGCAAACCUUGUAUACAUGUAGACUGUGAUUGUCUCGCCUUGUACUUUCUGAUGUAAAACUGUUUUUAAACCUAGACAGCAGCAAACAACACAACAAGUUCCUUUUGUCUAAUUAUUCCGAUUAUUUCAGGGCAGCUGAGGGGAGGUUUAUUAUUAUGUUGUGUGUAUUUUGCAUCAAUGACAAACCCAGAUAGUGAGUUACUAUGAUGGUAUUCCUUUGUACAAUGAUGCUAAUAAGUAUUUCUUGUAUAUAAAAGUCUUUAUUGUGUUAGCAUGGGUAUAAACUGUGACGUGUAUGACAGUAGAUGUAAAUACUCACGUUUUUUUCCUACUCACUAAACAAACUGCUGUGUUGUGGAUUCAUGAUUAAUGACAAACAUUAAACAAUAAUGUUUUAUUGACUCAGCUCUGAUUCGACCUGCAUUCAU
Epinephelus fuscoguttatus (brown-marbled grouper) is the source of this 13370-nucleotide messenger RNA. RefSeq names its product dedicator of cytokinesis protein 3-like. Gene Ontology annotation, cellular component: plasma membrane; cytoplasm. Gene Ontology annotation, biological process: small GTPase-mediated signal transduction. The coding region runs from base 795 to 7244 and encodes 2149 amino acids. The transcript has 55 exons. The record is from RefSeq and is a predicted model, not a curated record. Lineage: Eukaryota; Metazoa; Chordata; Actinopteri; Perciformes; Serranidae. Gene Ontology annotation, molecular function: small GTPase binding; guanyl-nucleotide exchange factor activity.